Molecule: messenger RNA, 760 nt
Organism: Nelumbo nucifera (sacred lotus)
Lineage: Eukaryota; Viridiplantae; Streptophyta; Magnoliopsida; Proteales; Nelumbonaceae
Product: bet1-like SNARE 1-1
Source: RefSeq, a predicted model, not a curated record
AUAUGGCCAUUUUGCCCAUUGGAAGGGAAAGGAACGUUGCAGCGAAACCCCUCCCAACUCCCAGGUGGAGAGAACUCCGUCCUCUGAAGACAAAAGAGGAGACUGCGGCGAUCAGGCAAACGCUGGCGACAUCAACCGCUGAAACUCCGGCAGGGAGAGAUUACAGAAAGUUGGGAGCUAUAUUGUUCUGGGAAGUGGAACAGAACAGAGAAUUUACUAAAUCAUGAAAUCUAUGAAUUCCAGAAGGGAAUUUCGUAGCAAUAGAGCUGCUCUCUUUGAUGGCAUUGAAGAUGGUAUCAGGGCCACCUCAUCCUACUCAUCCCGUGAAAUUUAUGAACAUGACAAUGAUAGGGCUCUUGAUGGAUUGCAAGAUAGAGUCAGUCUAUUGAAGAGACUGACGGGAGACAUACAUGAGGAGGUUGAAAGUCACAACCGAGUAUUGGACCGGAUGGGAAAUGAUAUGGAUGCAUCAAGGGGAAUUCUUUCAGGAACUAUGACUCGGUUCAAGAUGGUCUUUGAGACGAAGUCAAGCAGGAGAAUGUUUACACUUGUGGCAUCAUUUGUUAUCAUCCUCCUAAUCAUAUAUUACUUGACUAGGUGACAAAUUUGUCUUGUAAAGUUGGUGGGAUAAAAUUACCAUAUUUAGUACAAGUGGAAGGACAUGCAUUUAAUAUCUUCGUACAUAAUACUAAUCCGAGCUCCUGAUUUUAAGAUAUUUCCACCUAUAAAUAGAUAUGAAUAUGUGGCUAUGUAUUAGAUA